GAUUUCUUUUCCUUUUAUUUUCCUGUCUUGAAGAAUUAAUCAAGGUCUGAGCACAUCCAUAAGUAGAAGAGCAAGGCCAACCAAAGAAGUAGGAGAAGUUGGUGGCUUUAGUGUAUCCAUAUUUCAGAAUAAUUUUCUCCCACUCUUUGCUUUUUUUCAUUGCUGAUUAGUGAAAGCUGAAGAGGUAGAUCCAUGACCCUUUUCAUGUGUUGUGAGGUUUUGAUCUGAAGAUUGAGGAAAAGUAGUAGUAGGUAGUGUUGUGUGUUAAGAGUGAUGGAUAGCACAGAAAUCAAGUCACCAGCAGAAAGCUCCUUUGAAGGGACACCAGACACUUCAAUGAACAGAAAGAAGCUAGCCAUAUACUUCAUCGAAUCUGAGGAUAGAAGAAUGGCCUUUGGUCGUGGAUACACAGCAGGAUCUACACCAGUUGAUAUCCAUGGCAAAUCCAUUGUUGAUCUUUCAAAAACUGGUGGAUGGAUUGCAGCCUUCUUUAUAUUUGGAAAUGAAAUGGCAGAAAGAAUGGCUUAUUUUGGGCUUUCAGUGAACAUGGUUGCCUUCAUGUUCUAUGUGAUGCACAGACCAUUCACGAGUUCAUCCAACGCAGUGAACAAUUUCUUAGGGAUAUCACAAGCUUCCUCGGUGUUGGGUGGAUUUCUAGCAGAUGCAUAUCUUGGACGCUACUGGACAAUAGCUAUCUUCACCACAAUCUAUCUUGCAGGUUUGACAGGAAUAACACUGUGUGCAACAAUAGGGAAGUUUGUGCCGAACCAAGCAGAGUGUGACCAACUUUCUCUGCUGCUGGGAAAGUGCGAGCCAGCAAAAGCAUGGCAAAUGACAUACCUUUACACGUUUCUAUACAUAACAGCGUUUGGAGCAGCAGGGAUAAGGCCAUGCGUGUCAUCUUUUGGAGCAGACCAGUUUGAUGAGAGAAGCAAAAACUACAAAGAACACCUUGACAGAUUCUUCAACUUCUUCUAUCUGUCAGUGACCAUUGGAGCAAUUGUGGCCUUCACAGGAGUGGUGUACGUGCAGAUGCAAUAUGGGUGGGGAUCUGCAUUUGGGUCACUCGCAAUAGCCAUGGGAAUAUCAAACAUGGUCUUCUUCAUAGGCACCCCUUUGUACAGACACAGAUUACCAGGAGGGAGUCCUCUAACUAGGGUUGCUCAAGUUCUGGUGGCUGCAUUUCGAAAGAGAAAUGCCCCUUUUUCAAGCAGUGACUUCAUAGGCUUGUACGAGGUUCCUGGUAGACACUCUGCUAUCAAGGGAAGUGGAAAAAUUCCUCACACUCCUCAUUUCAGGUUUCUUGACAAGGCAGCUCUGGAACUGAAAGAAGACGGUGGAAAUCCGAGUCCAUGGAGGCUCUGCACCGUGACUCAGGUUGAGGAAGUGAAGAUCCUUCUGAAACUGAUUCCCAUACCAGCCUGCACAAUCAUGCUCAACGUCGUUCUCACAGAGUUUCUGACUCUCUCAGUUCAGCAGGCAUACACUCUUAACACCCAUUUGGGUCGUCUGAAACUCCCAGUCACAUGCAUGCCCGUCUUCCCAGGCCUAAGCAUUUUCCUCAUUCUAUCUCUCUACUACUCCCUUUUCGUCCCCAUUUUCCGACGCAUCACCGGCCACCCACACGGUGCCUCUCAACUUCAGAGGGUAGGAAUCGGCUUGGCUGUCUCCAUUCUCUCAGUUGCAUGGGCUGCCAUAUUUGAACGAUACAGAAGAAACUACGCAAUAAGACAUGAAUACGAGGCUACUUUCCUCACGCCCAUGCCUAACCUCAGUGCUUAUUGGCUGUUGAUUCAAUACUGUCUCAUUGGUGUGGCCGAAGUGUUCUGCAUUGUCGGCCUCUUGGAGUUCCUUUACGAGGAAGCCCCCGAUGCCAUGAAGAGCAUAGGCUCUGCUUAUGCUGCACUCGCCGGUGGCUUGGGUUGUUUUGUGGCAACUAUUAUAAACAACAUCAUUAAAUCUGCCACUGGGAACAUCGAUAAAGGACAACCUUCUUGGUUGUCUCAGAACAUCAACACUGGCAGGUUUGAUUACUUCUACUGGCUUCUCACGGCUUUGAGCACGCUCAAUUUUUUCAUCUUCGUAUAUUCGGCUCGUAGAUAUAAGUACAGGGCACAGGAAGAUCGUGAGAUGGAGAAACAUGAAAUGUCAUACGUUGGAACAUCCUAGUUUUCAACACAGUAAAAUGCUGUCUUUGAUCCAUUCAAUAACUUGUAAUGGUGUUCUCCUUGUGUGAUAACGCACACUAGUUAGGAGUAUUCUGCAUGAGAUAAUGAUUUCCUUCUGAAGGAUAGUUACUCCCUCAGGUAAACUUAGUUAAAUUAAACACUUUCAUGCUAGCAAAGAUGAUAAGAAAAAGAGAGAAUUGCAUAGAUAUUGAGUAGUAUACGAAUUCUGCUUAAUCUUUUA
Messenger RNA from Vigna angularis (adzuki bean), 2409 nucleotides. Its product is annotated as protein NRT1/ PTR FAMILY 6.1. The transcript is spliced from 4 exons. The coding region runs from base 274 to 2169 and encodes 631 amino acids. Gene Ontology annotation, molecular function: transmembrane transporter activity. The record is from RefSeq and is a predicted model, not a curated record. Gene Ontology annotation, biological process: transmembrane transport; oligopeptide transport. Gene Ontology annotation, cellular component: membrane. NCBI's taxonomy places the organism in Eukaryota, Viridiplantae, Streptophyta, Magnoliopsida, Fabales, Fabaceae.